AUGACCUCGACCUCGCCGUCCGCGGCUGGCCCCGCGGCAACGAGCACCUCCAGCGCGCCCGCGCUUCCCUCACGUCCGAGUACUCUCAGCACAACAGUCAACUCAAAUGCGGCCACAUACUCACCCUACGGUGCGUCGCGCUUCGGUGCGACAACGCCAUAUGGAGGAUAUGGUGGCUACGGUGCCUACUCAUCCCCCUAUUCCCGAUUCGGCUCCAUGGGCUCCAUGGGCUCCAUGUACGGCGGCUACGGGGGCAUGGGUGGCAUGUAUGGCGGUAUGGGAGGCAUGUAUGGGGGCAUGCCAGGGCAGGAUCCCAACGAUCCCAAUAGCUUGACCCAAUCUUUCAGUCAAAGCACGCAGGCGACCUUUCAGAUGAUUGAAAGUAUCGUGGGGGCAUUUGGCGGCUUUGCCCAAAUGCUCGAGAGCACGUAUAUGGCUACACAUAGCUCGUUCUUCGGUAAGUCUGGGUGCUCGAAACAGCUAUGGACUCCAUGA
Messenger RNA from Penicillium diatomitis, 495 nucleotides. RefSeq lists its product as uncharacterized. Gene Ontology annotation, cellular component: peroxisomal importomer complex; peroxisome; peroxisomal membrane. The transcript has a single exon. Lineage: Eukaryota; Fungi; Ascomycota; Eurotiomycetes; Eurotiales; Aspergillaceae. Bases 1 to 495 code for a protein of 164 amino acids. The record is from RefSeq and is a predicted model, not a curated record. Gene Ontology annotation, biological process: protein import into peroxisome matrix, docking.